Molecule: messenger RNA, 1029 nt
Organism: Hydra vulgaris (swiftwater hydra)
Lineage: Eukaryota; Metazoa; Cnidaria; Hydrozoa; Anthoathecata; Hydridae
Product: cyanocobalamin reductase / alkylcobalamin dealkylase
Biological process (GO): cobalamin metabolic process
Cellular component (GO): cytoplasm
Molecular function (GO): FAD binding; cyanocobalamin reductase (cyanide-eliminating) (NADP+) activity; demethylase activity
Source: RefSeq, a predicted model, not a curated record
GUUACUAACGCCUCAAAAAAAACUCGAAUGGUGUGAUUAAAAAGAGUUAUGUUUAAAAACUUAUGGCAAAAUAACUUUAUUUCGGUCAAUUUUUAUCAAAAUUUUGUUGAAACAAUUGCUAUUUUCAUUAUUUAAUAAUACAUCGUUUCACUAAAAAGAAAGAGGAGUUUUCUGUCAAAAAUGCACGAUGAAUUGACAAAAUUUACAAAGAUAGUUGAAACUUUAAAAGAACACGAGAAACACACCGGAUUGGAAUAUUACCCAUUUAAUAUUGGAAAUUAUAAUGAACAAGUCAGUACUUUUUUUCAGUUAAAUUAUCCAAAAGACACGGUCGCCUUUUGUGUGUUAAGUUCACCAUCAUGGUUUGAAACAAUAUUUUUGCCUUAUAUAAAACAUAAUAAAUUUUUAUCUGGAAAUCAAGAUCCUUUGGACCAAUGUAUAUCCAGUCUUUUUAUUGAGCUUAAAGAUCAAUUUGCUCAAGAUAGUUAUGAAAUUGAUGUUAUUCAUGAUUUUGACAUGGGCCCCACAAGAAAACCAAAAGUUUUAGUUCAAACAGCUGGUCAUGUUUCAGGUGCUGCAUAUUACUACCAAAAAAAAGAUGUGGAUUAUCCAGAUUGGAAAGAUAAAAAAUUAUAUGGUGUAAGUAUACACCCUGUUUAUGGUGGCUGGUUUUCAUUUCGGGGAGUGUUAAUUUUUAGAAAUUUCCAAAUGCAACUUGAGAAAAAGAUACCUGAAGAUAAUUUAAACCAUGAACAAAAAGUUAACCUUUUAGAAUUAUAUAAUUACAAGUGGAAAGAUUUUCAGUAUCGUAAUGUUAAUUCUCCAAAAGAAAAAUAUUCUGAAAAACAACAGGAAUACUUUAUUACAAAACCUUCUGAUAGGUGGACUUUAAUUAAUAGCUGGAAUAAUUCAAACAUAAGUUAAAUUAAAGAAAAAAGAAACCUUCAGAAAUAAAUACAUUACAAAAAGUCAAUAAGUACGACCUUUUUGUUAAGUUUGUUACAAUAUAAAAUUUUGUGUUUCCUGCAA